AUGUCAAAAUUGAUAACCGUGUUUGGGGCCACUGGAAAUCAGGGUGGCUCAGUGAUUCGAACUAUUCUGAAUGACCCUGUGUUGUCUCAGGAAUUCCGAAUCCGCGCCGUGACACGAGAUUUGACUAAACCCGGAGCGAAAGCUCUAGCUACGGAAAAUGUGGACGUUGUGCAAGGAGAUAUGAGUUCUGCUGAGGAUGUCGCUAGAUUAGUUCAUGAAGCGCACACCGUUUUUCUCGUUACCAACUUUUGGGAAUCGAUGUCUGCAGAACCGGAAAUCCUUCAAGGCAAGAUGGUCACAGACGCUUGUAAGAAAGCGGAUGUCAAGCAUCUCAUAUUUUCUUCCCUUAUCGAUGCGUCAAUCGCAUCCAAUGGUCGUCUGGUGAAUAUUACUCACUUUGAUGGGAAGGCCUCCGUGGAACGAUAUAUCCGCGAAAGUGGUCUCACAGCCAGCUUCGUCAUGCUAGGUAUUUUUAUGACUGAAAUGCAUACCAUGAUUCAGAAGCAAGAAGAUGGCAGCUUCAUUUUGCCGAUACCAGUAUCAUCAAGUGCAGUUGCUCCCUUCAUUGAUGCUGGAACAGACACCGGCAACUUUGUACGUGCUGCUCUCAACAAUCCGCCACAGACCAAUUCUCAAGUUAUCUACGCAGCCAGCGACUAUUAUAGUUUUGAUGAUCUCGCGCGGGACUUUGAAAGCGUGAUUGGUGCACCACUGUCGAUUAUAACAGUUCCCAGUGAGACAUUCAAGGCUACGCUUUCCACAUUCUUGCCACCAAACAUGGCUGAAGAGAUAUUCGAGAACUUGAUCCUGCUCGAGGAUCCGGGAUAUUAUGCAGGUGCCAGUCUGGCCUCAAGUCUCAGUCUAUUAUCGGAUAAGCCUGUGAGCUUAGUGGACUUCCUUACGCAAAACAAGUCCAAGUGGUGUUAG
Molecule: messenger RNA, 927 nt
Organism: Penicillium nucicola
Lineage: Eukaryota; Fungi; Ascomycota; Eurotiomycetes; Eurotiales; Aspergillaceae
Product: NmrA/HSCARG family protein
Exons: 3
Coding region: 1-927 (308 amino acids)
Source: RefSeq, a predicted model, not a curated record